CAUAUUUCUGUUAAAUGAAUAAUAGAUGGUCUAUUUCAAAUUAAGCAACUUUGUAACAAUCUCGUUACAAAUAAGAGACUGAUAAUUCGAAUGUACCCAAUAACCAACCUGCAUAUCAUGCAAAAAAUGAUGAAUAAGUGAAAUAACUUAAUCAAAAAGAUAGUCCAAUUCUUUCGUAAAUAUAUUUAUCAAUAUUAUUUUAAAAGUGAAAAUAGAUCGCGAAUAAAGAGUUCUUAUGAUGUAGCAAAAUCAGGCAUAUCUUAAAAAUAUGAAAAAAGUAUUAUUCCAUAUUAUAUAAAAUAAGCCGAAACUUCAUAUUCUCCAAUAAUAAAAUCAACUUAUCAAAGAGAUAUAUCCCCUUAAUUUUAAAAAUCUGAGAAUCACAAAUUGAUAGAUUCCUAUGAAGUUCGAUUUUUAAGGUUAAGUUAAGAGAAUGGAUAAUUGUAAAGUUAAUUAUUUUCUGAUCAAUAAAAAUACAACUAAAUUAUUAUUGACUUUGAACUUCAAACUAAAUGUUUAGAGUAAAAACUUCAUACUGAAAUAAUGAAUAUUUAACAGCACAAAUUAUUAAUAUAGAAUAAGAAUGAAGAAAUUAAUGCUUAAACUUAAGAAUUAUUAAGAUUAGAAUAGAAGUAUUUUGAUUUAGAAUCUAAAGUAUAUUUAUAUUAAUAAUUAAAAGAUGUUUCAACAACAAAAAGAAAUGGGAAUAUUGAAAUAAUAAAAUGAUGCUAAAACUAUUGAAAUUGAUAAUCUUAGAUAAUAUAUUAAAGAGCUUUAAACUAAGAAUUUAAGAGAUUAAGAAGAAUUAAAGAUCUAAACUGAUAAUACUAUACGUUUUAAUUAUGAAUUGUAGAUUAAAGAAAUUUAAGCAUAACAUGGUAAUAAUAUUGCUAGAUUAAAUGAUUUAUUACAAUAAGAAUAGUAGAAAUAUAAUAGAUUACUAAACUAAUUUGAAUAAUAAAUGAAUGAAUUAAGCUAUUAGAAUAUUAAAUUAAAUGAUUUUAAGAUAGAAAAGGAUAAAUUAUUUGAAGAGAAUGUUCGAUUAUAAAGACUUUUGGAUGAAAUAAAAGGUUAAUAAUAAGAACUCUUAAGAGAAUCUGAUUCUUAUAGAGAUAGAUAAAUGUAGUAAGAUAAAAAUCAUUAAACAACUUUAAAUGAAUUGAAAUCUCAUUAUGAAUAUAUGAAAAAGUCAUAGGUUGAAAGAGAAGUUAAAGAAGUUACUAUUAAAUUUUAAGCAGAAAGAAUGAGUUAUGAAUCACAGAUUAGAUCUUUAAAUUAAAGAUUGAUGGAAUUUGAGGGGAAAAUAAAUUAAAAGUAAGAAGAGAAUAGAUAGUUAUAAUAAAAAUUAUAAUCUAUUGAAUCAGAAUUAAGAAUUUUUGUUUAAGAUAAUGAACAUUAUAAAAGAAUUAAAGAAAAUGAAUAAUAAGAAUUUCAAAAUGAAAUUUAAAAAUAAAAAUAAUUGUAAAAUGAUCUAUUAUAGAAAAACUAAAAUUAAUAACAUGAGAUUUUAAGAUUGAAUUAAAUUAUUAAUGAUUUUAAAACUGAAAUAGAACUUGUGAGAUCUCAAUCUCAAGAAAUCCAAAAAUAAUUCUAAAUUGAAUAUGAAAGUGAACUAAAAAACUAAUAAACUAAAUAGUAGCAUGAUAUUAGAUAAUUACAAGAUUAAAUAAAUGAUCUUAAAAAUGAACUUCAAUAAUAGGAUUAGGUUCUCAAAUUAAAAGAUGAAACAAUUAAUUAAUAUAAAUUAAAUUUAUCUUAAAAGUAAGGAGAAUUGGAUGGAUUAUUAUUGAAAUAUGAAAAUUUAGAAAAACUUAAAGAUUAAGAAAUACAUCAAUAUUAAAGUGAAAUUGAUAAUUUAUAAAAAGAAUCAAAUUUAUCAUAAACUAAGUUAAUAAAUGAAAAGAAUCUUUUAGAAUAAUAAUUAAAAUAAUUAAAAUAAAGAAUAAAUGAGAUAGAGACUUAAUAAAUACAAUAAGGAUUCAAUAUCGAAUAAGGAAGGCAAGAAUUGGAAUAGAAGUUAUAAUAAAAGGAAUUUCAAAUACAAUAAUUAUAAAAUGAAAAAAAUAACAUUAGCUCUUAAUUAAAUUUGUAUAAAUAGAAAAUAGAGUAAUUAGAUUAAAUAAUAUCAGAAUUGAGAGAAUAAAAUUAAUAACUAGGUUCAGAGAUUGAGGAUUAGAAAUAAUAGAAUGAAAGUGAUAGGGCUUAAUCAGUUAAGAAGGAACUUGGUUUGGAAAAUAAAAUUUAAUAACUAAAAUAAUAGAUAAAUUAAAGAGAAUAAGAAUUAUAAUAGUAUUUAAGUGAUUUAGAUACUACAAAUAAUAGAGUUCGAUAAUAAGAAUUAAUUACUUAAUAAAGUUAAGAUGAAUUUAAAAGAAGGGAACAUUAGUAUGUUCAAGAAAUAACUAAUUUAAAAUAGUUGAUGGAUACAUCUUAAUAAAGACAAAGUGAAUAUUAAAGUAUGAGAGAAACUUUGUAAGAUUAAGUUUAAAGUUUGUAAGAGAAAAGUUAGAAUAAAGAAAGAGAAAUGGAGGAGUAAUUCUAAAAGUAUGAAGAUUUAAAAGAGUAAUUUAACUUAUAUGUAGAAGAGACUAAUAUAAAAUUAGAGUAUUAUUAAAGAAUUGAAUAUGAAAGGAAAGAAUCAGAUUUGAAAUAUUAAGCAGAAUUAGUAAUUGUUUAAUUAUAUUUUAUAGAAUACAGCUUAAGAUAAGAUAAGAGUCUUAGAAAUUGAAUUAGAAACUCUGUAACUCAGAUAAAAUCAACUAAUUAAAGAGAGAAGAGAAUUAGAGGAUUUAUUGGAUUCAAAAUCUAAAGAAAUUGAAGCACUUAAAAAUUAAUUAAAUUAGGAUUAUAUCUCAAAUGAAGAAUAUACAUUGUUAUAAAGAAAGUAUAAUGAAUAAACAGAUGAAUUACAUUAAUUAGAAUCGAAAUAAAUUAAAUUUGGAACUGAAAAAAAACAAUUAGAAAGACAAAUAGAAAAGUUGAAUUAAGAUUUAGAAAUUAAAGAUUAAGAACUUUAAUAGAUUGAUAAUUUAAUGAAAAAAAGAAAAAGUGAAUAAGAUGAAAUAAAUAGAAAAAAUGAUUAAUUAAUAAGAGAUAAUGCAAAAGUUUCACAUGAUUUAGUAGAAGUAUAAGCAUAAUUAAGUACAAAAAAUGAUUAAAUUAAUGCUUUGAAAAGAGAAAAUGAAGAUUUAUAAAUAUAACUUGCUUCUUCAAAAAAGUAAUUUGAAAAAACAUAAGAAUAAUUAAAUAAAAAGAAUUAAGAAUUAUUAGAAAAAUUUAAUGAAACAGAAAUUAAAAAAUCUUAUUCUUCUGGUGAGACAGCAACAAAAGUUAUAACUGCAACUACAAUAAUAAAAACAUCUUAAGUGCAGAUUAAUACACCAUUAAUUCCAGAAGAAGCAAGUUAAAAAGAAAAUGAUAUAUCUGAUUAAUAAUUUAAGGUAUAAAUUUAUUAUUAAUAUAGAGCUCUUGA
Paramecium sonneborni is the source of this 3472-nucleotide messenger RNA. NCBI's taxonomy places the organism in Eukaryota, Ciliophora, Oligohymenophorea, Peniculida, Parameciidae. The record is from the annotation of a GenBank genome assembly.